Varanus komodoensis (Komodo dragon) is the source of this 2430-nucleotide messenger RNA. RefSeq names its product vomeronasal type-2 receptor 26-like. Gene Ontology annotation, molecular function: G protein-coupled receptor activity. Gene Ontology annotation, cellular component: membrane. Gene Ontology annotation, biological process: G protein-coupled receptor signaling pathway. Lineage: Eukaryota; Metazoa; Chordata; Lepidosauria; Squamata; Varanidae. The transcript is spliced from 6 exons. Bases 163 to 2430 code for a protein of 755 amino acids. The record is from RefSeq and is a predicted model, not a curated record.
CCAAUAAACCACAAGUAUGAUCAGUCAGGGGAUGUCAUCAUUGGGGGCAUCAUCUCUCAGAUCUACAUAUUUUCCAACCCUGUGAGCUUCAAGUCACAUCCCUCUCAGGACCUUCUUGAUGAUCUUGUUCAUUUUGCUGGAAGCUGGACUUAUCUCGCAUCAAUGGAACUUCUUUCCACUUGGGGAAGUUUAAUCCCUAACUACAAGUGUGACAUAGGGGAUAAUCUAGCAGCUGUCAUCGCUGGACCAAACUCAAAUGUUUGUUUCUUCAUUGCAACCAUUCUAUGCAUCUACAAAAUACCACAGCUUGGGUAUGGCUCUGCUCCAGUGCUGAAUGAUCAAAGCCAAGAACCUUUUUUCAAACGGAUGUUCCCUAAUGAAAACAAUCAGUAUAUAGCAAUUGUCCAGUUGCUGCUGCAUUUCAGUUGGACAUGGAUUGGGGUGAUUUUUAUAGAUGAUGACAGUGGACAAAUGUUUGUACAAAUUGUGCUUCCACUAUUUUUUCAGAAAGGCAUCUGCUUGGACUUUAUAGAAGCUUUGCCAACAAUGUAUUUUACCACUGAUAUUUCUGAAAUGGUGGCCGAGUGGAUUGGAACAUACAAGGUUAUUAUGAGUAGCACUGCCAAUGUUGUGGUUUUAAAUGGUGAAACAUACACUAUGCUAUUUUUGAGAAUGUAUCCCCAGGUGUCAGAAUUUGAAGACAUACAAAUUAAGAGCAGAGGGAAAGUCUGGAUCAUGACGGCCCAAAUGGAGUUCUCAUCAAUUCCCUUCCAAAGAUUUUUGGACAUAGACAUCAUCCAUGGUUCUCUGUCCAUUGUCAUCCAUUCAAGUGAUGUGCCUGGAUUCCAGCAGUUCCUUCAGAUGAGAAACCCCACCUCAGACAAAGAAGAUGGCUUUAUCAGGGAGUUCUGGCAACAAGCAUUUAGCUGCGUGUUCCUAAAGACAAAGGUUGAAAAGCAGGAUGAGGACAUCUGCAGUGGGGAGGAGAAGCUGGAGAACCUUCCUGGGUCUGUAUUUGAGCUGGGCAUGACCAGCCACAGCUAUGGUGUCUACAACGCUGUCCAUGCUAUGGCACAUGCUUUGCAAUCCAUGUAUUCAGCAGUAUCAAAACACAGAGCAAUAGGAUAUGGGAUAAGAUGGAAGUCUGUAACUCAACAGCCUUGGCAGCUUCACUACUUUCUCAGAAGCAUCUCAUUUAACAACAGUGCAGGAGAAAAGAUUUCCUUUGACCAAAAUGGGGACUUACUGGCUGGAUUUGAUAUUAUCAACUGGGUCACAUUCUCAAACCAAACUUUUCUUAAAGUCAAAGUUGGAAAGAUUGAUCCUGUCCAUCCCAAAGACAAAAUGUUCAACUUUGCCUUGGAUGGUAUUAUAUGGCCCAGUACAUUUAACCAGAUACAACCCAUGUCUCUGUGUAAUGACUACUGCCAUUCAGGAUACAGUAGGAGAAAGAAGGAAGGAAUGCCAUUUUGCUGUUUUAACUGUCUUUUGUGUCCAGAAGGGAUGAUUUCAGAUCAGAAGGACAUGGAUGAAUGUUUCCGGUGUCCAGAGGAUCAAUAUCCAAAUGAGAAUCAGGACUUCUGCAUUCCCAAAAAAAUAACUUUCUUGUCUUAUGAAGAACCACUGGGAAUCAGCUUUGCUUUCAUAGCUCUUUCCUUUUCCGCGAUCACAGCUCUGGUGCUUUGGAUCUUCAUCAAACACAACAACACACCCAUCGUCAAAGCCAACAACAGGAAACUCACCUACCUUCUCCUCUUCUCUCUCCUGCUCUUGUUCUUUUCUCCUCUGCUAUUCAUUGGCCAACCUGCAAGGAUGACUUGCCUGCUCCGACAAACUGUUUUUGGCAUCAUCUUCUCGGUAGCAGUGUCUUGUGUGUUAGGCAAAACCAUGGUUGUAGUUCUCGCUUUCAUGGCCACCAAGCCCGGGUCCAGAAUGAGGAGGUGGGUAGGGAAAGGAUUGGCUAAUUUGGUAGUUUUUUCCAGUUCCCUCAUUCAAGCCACUAUUUGUACUGUGUGGCUGACAAUAGCCCCUCCAUUCCCAGAUUUGGACAUGCAUUCCAUGCCUGAAUACAUUGUACUGGAAUGUAAUGAAGGUUUGGUCAGCAUGUUCUACAGUGUCCUAGGCUUCCUGGGCUUCCUUGCCAUUGUCAGCUUCACGGUGGCUUUCCUUGCCAGGAAGUUACCUGACAGUUUCAAUGAAGCCAAGUUCAUCGCCUUCAGCAUGUUGGUGUUUUGCAGUGUCUGGUUGUCUUUUGUGCCCACUUACCAGAGCACAAAAGGAAAGUACCUGGUGGCAGUGGAGAUCUUCUCCAUCUUGGCCUCCAGUGCUGGCUUACUGGGCUGCAUCUUUUCCCCAAAAUGCUACAUUAUUGUUUUAAGACCUGAGUUGAACAGGAGGGGACAGCUAUUAACAAGAAAUAAAAAUUUAUGA